This is a messenger RNA of Cylindrotheca closterium, 1086 nucleotides long. The record is from the annotation of a GenBank genome assembly. Lineage: Eukaryota; Bacillariophyta; Bacillariophyceae; Bacillariales; Bacillariaceae.
AUGACAGUAACUAUUCAAUUGCUAUUAGAUAUCUACUCGGGAUCCUCAUCAUGGGAGGAAAAUGCUGCUGCUACUCGUGACUUCAAUCACCAACUCUUGAAGAGAGGGAAAUUCACGCUCGAUGCCAUCAAGAAAAGAGGUUUGCUCUGGGCUGUCCUGUCUGGCCUCGGCCAUGAGAAAGAGCCUGGAGCCUCCCACUUUAUUUUCGAAUGCACAGCAUUACUGGGAACCAUAGCAGAUACUCCCAAAGGUGCUAAAGCCAUUUUUCAAAUGCCAAACGGCCUCGCAGUGCAAAAAAUUGCCAGUUUGCUUUCCCACAAGGAAGCAUGCGUGCAAGAGGGUGCUAUAUGGUGCAUUGCGAAACUGACUUCUCACGGCAAUAGGGAUAUUCAUGAUUCAGUCUUGCAACCAAGCCUAGGAGUCAUCAAAACACUCAAACACUUGUUUUUCCAAAGCGGCAACGAUAGCAUGAAAUUGAAGAUAUUUUCCGCGUAUGCCUUGUCCAACCUCAAUAAUGGCAUCGUGUCGUCCGAAUAUGAUGCAGCGAAGUUGCCCAUUAUUGACCGAAUGAUGGAAUUUUUCAAAGAAGUCCAAUUCCAGUUCGACGAGCAAGGCCGCAUGUUGGAGGGGAUUAUCCAUUGUAUUGGAAACCUCCUUCCGGGAUCGGAUGCUCCAACUCAAGAAGAUAUCCGUGCGCGACUACUUCCGCACGUACAGGAGUGGCUUCAAAGCAGCAACGAAACAUUGCGGAAGAAAGCCUGUUGGCUCGCAGCCAAUCUCGUGGCGGGUUCAAUGGCCCAGAUCGAAUGGCUUCUCUCUAACGAUGGUUGCUUUCAGUUGCUUCUGGACAUUGCUUCUACUCCCAAUUGGAAUGUGCGCAAAGAAGCUAUUCGUGUGUUGUGCAAUGCCUUUGGCUGUGGUAGCCGAGAGCAGAUCGUGAAUCUGAUCGAAAGAGGCAGCCUCACACCAUUGAGUCAAGCUAUUUCGACCACUGAAGCCGACUAUCCAUUCAAAGAAGAGAUUUCUCAAGUGAUGAUCGGAGCAAUCCGAGUCUACCAAAAACAUCUUGUUGCUGGACCAUCAUAG